CGGUGAUAGUAUUUCCUGUCAGUGUUUGUAAACUGAGGAAAAAAUUGGAACCACGACAAGCCAUAAGAAUCCACAAAACCGUACAAAAUCGAAAGGCUUUGGUCCCUGAUGGUUUGGGGGGGACUGUGGUCUCCUGUCACCCCCUCAUCCUGAGCGAAGCCCACCCCUCUCUGUCCCCUCAAACACACACGCAUUCAAACCACGGCGAUGACACACCAUUCCAACAAUUCAGUUCGAGACCAUAUGAAAUGGGCUGGGUUGCUGGGCUGCGAGGCGGUGUUGUCCAGCAUGGCCCUGAUGCAAGCCAACAACAUCCCAAGCCAGAAGAAGAUGAUGUCCUCUUCGGGUCAUGGCCACAGGUCCAGUGGUGAGGACCACCAGACACAUUCGCAGCACAGCCUCAACCAUCAUGGGCACCAAGUUCACCAUGGACAAGGCCAUCACAGUCACAUGGGCCAUGCUUCCGAAGGGAGCCUUCCACCGCUGCUAAUCCGAAAAGAUGGGGAGUAUCACACAUCAAGGAUUAUCGAUGGGAAAGACGUCCAGACAAACCAGAAUUUGCAGCCCAAGAAGAAACACAAAAAGUCGUCCCAUAAGGUAAAAGAGAAAGUGGAGGUGUUGAUUCCGCACAUGGAUAUGGAUGACGACAGUUCCUUAAGAGUUCAGAAGAACUUCAUCUGCGAUCAUUGCUACGGGGCUUUCCGGAGCAGCUACCACCUCAAGCGACAUAUUCUCACACAUACAGGGGAAAAGCCAUAUGCUUGUGAUGCAUGUGAUAUGCGGUUCAUUCAGCGGUACCAUCUGGACAGACACAAGAGGGUGCACAGUGGAGAGAAGCCGUAUCAGUGUGAUCGAUGCCACCAGAACUUUUCACGGACUGACAGGCUGCUAAGACACCGGCGGCUGUGUACAGCUGGCAUGAGCAAAGAGGAAAACCAGUACUCCCAGGAUGCAUCUGCCCAUACAGCUUCCUGGAGUCCCCUCCAUCCCUCUAACAGCCGUCUGACUGUUUGACCCUCAGCUUCCUAACACCUGCCUGCAGCUUCACGACAUCACUCGUGGGAGUUUUACUCUGAAAGUAACCUUAGCUAAAGACAGCCACACGAUAGUUUGCUCUCAACUCCUCAUCGUGGUUGAGUUCUCAUACAUGAGCAAAAGCAAAUGGACUGAUUUGAACAUGAGGUUAUGGCAAUAAGUGAAGUGAAAAAAAAACACAGCUGGGUACUCUCAAUUUCUGAGUCUCUACUUUUUAAAUCUCCUUCCGACUUGCAGCUCAUCCCACUGCACAGGAACAUGUUACUGAGAAAGACACAAAACCACACCGCAUUUAAGCAUAUAUUAGCACAAAAUCUUUAAAUAUCCAACACAAACGCACUACAGUUAAAAUGAAGCUCACAGCAGAUUUCUGAGGUGUUUAUCAAAGCAAAUUACUUAAAUCAGUUAAUUUAGCUAAAAGAGGAAAAUCCAAGGCAGUUUAUUUUAAUGCACACUUAAAAUGUAUUUUUACACCCAAUUAAAAAAAUCUAAAAUAGAGCUGCACCAUCAAUUACAAGCAUACCUUGUAGUAUCGGUGUUUGCAAUAUUGAUUGGAAUUCAACAUACAUUCUUCCAAAGUUUUAUAAAUUUGUGCUUUGUGUCCCAAUGUAAUAUUUACCCUUGUAGACACAGUCUCACUGCAUUUGGUUUCCAAGUCUGACUGAAGGCACCUUUCGACUCUGGGUUUAUGAAUGUUUAUUUAAUCUUUUCACUUGAACAGAAACACCUGAAAACUUUCCACCUGCCUAGGCCCUUUGUGGUGUAUAUUUUCUCUGGAGGGUCUAAAAACAGCCCAUGUCUCCCCUGAUGUUGAUCGGCUCCUCCAAAUCCGCAACACGACAAAUGCAUUAAUUGCAACUGAUAUCGCCACCACUAAUAUGUUCACUACUACACUAAACCAGCUUCUCAAUUUUCUAACCCUCCAUCUGGACCACAGCUGCACAAUCACAGCUGUGUAAAAAUAAUUCACCUGAAAAACACUAACAUCUAAUUGAUCUUUUUAUUAGUCGAGUUGGAGCGCCUAUUGCCAAACGUUAAAAACAGACUUUGUUUUACAGUGGCUUUUGUCGCACUGUUGUAGCAAUUAGGUGACUCACAAGUUUUAAUGGGAACCAGAUGUUUUGGCACCUUUGGUGAGCAGCAAUCAUUUUUUUUGCUAAAUCUUUUUAGUUUCUCCAAAGUGCUUCCAUAAAAUAAAUGUAAAUUCAUUGUGUUUACUGUCUCUGCUAGAAGACACUGUUGUCUUCUUGUUCCUGUUUGUUGAUCAGAGGCUCUGUGAUUUCAACAGACAUUUACCCGUAAUAAAGGUACUUAGCUUAGCCAGAUGGACAUUUUUAGUGUUCAGAAUAGAAUCAAACAGGUGCUGGUCAUAUGGAUUAUUUAAUGUAUAGAUUAUUUUCUCAGUUAGUUCCUGCUUAUGAUCUUAGUGCAGAUCAAAUUAAGGCAUGAAUUCAUCCAUAGAUUUUAAAUUAUGACCACUGCCUGACUGAAUUUGUACUUGAUUUUACAGUGUUGUUUCUUUUUAUGGUUCCUUUAACCUUAAGCAUCUUCAGUGAAGAUGGAUCAUUUUUGGCAAAUAACUCCUUCAGGCUGGACUGUAAUCACUGGACCGAAGACAUUGCAGUUUUAGGGCAAGUUUUAACAGUUAUUUAGACGAAAUGUUGUAAUAGUCAGGUAACUCUGUUGAUAUUAGCAGUGUAGAUUUGAGUUUAGGGCCAAUCACUGACUUUUUA
Molecule: messenger RNA, 2768 nt
Organism: Poeciliopsis prolifica (blackstripe livebearer)
Lineage: Eukaryota; Metazoa; Chordata; Actinopteri; Cyprinodontiformes; Poeciliidae
Gene: znf740b
Product: zinc finger protein 740b
Exons: 6
Coding region: 208-1014 (268 amino acids)
Biological process (GO): regulation of transcription by RNA polymerase II
Cellular component (GO): nucleus
Molecular function (GO): DNA-binding transcription factor activity, RNA polymerase II-specific; RNA polymerase II cis-regulatory region sequence-specific DNA binding
Source: RefSeq, a predicted model, not a curated record